Lolium rigidum is the source of this 1317-nucleotide messenger RNA. RefSeq lists its product as uncharacterized. The record is from RefSeq and is a predicted model, not a curated record. Gene Ontology annotation, molecular function: protein tyrosine/serine/threonine phosphatase activity. The coding region runs from base 146 to 700 and encodes 184 amino acids. Gene Ontology annotation, biological process: protein dephosphorylation. NCBI's taxonomy places the organism in Eukaryota, Viridiplantae, Streptophyta, Magnoliopsida, Poales, Poaceae. The transcript is spliced from 3 exons.
CGCCCAGGUCAGCGGAGGCGAGAAGCACCGGCCCCCGUCCGCCGUCGUCACACCUACACCCGCCGCGGCUCGGAUCGGAGACCAUACUCCCCGACCCGUUCUCCGGUGUUUUCCCCUCGGAGGAUUCCGUCGAAGGCCUGCGAAGAUGGGUUGGGGGAUAUCCCGGUUGAUCGGACUGAAGGCUCUAGUCUUGCUCUCCGCGGCGUAUUUCGUUCACGGACUGGGCAUGAAGCUGCUCGCUUUGCCCCUCAUAUACGCGUGCAUGAUUGCGCUGCUUGUUUCCAUUGCUUCCCAUCCGUCGAUCGACCUCCCGCUGCUCCUCGGCAAGACGUCCAGCGGAAGCUUCCCCCUGUGGUCGUGGAUCAUGUUCUCGCCGUUCCUGCUUUUCAUCCAUCUCUUCAUGCUGUUCCGGAGAUUUGUGAAAAAUGAGCCCCUGUACACCGAGAUAGCAGACGGGGUGUAUGUUGGAGGCUGGCCUUCUUCAGUUGAGCGCCUGCCACCUGGUGAACCUGCAGUUAUCGAUUGCACGUGUGAGCUGCCGAGGAGCUCAACUGUAACUGAGACUUCAUACUUGUGUGUCGCUACGUGGGAUACAAGGGCGCCUCAACCAUCGCAGAUCGAGUCAGCCGUGCGAUGGGCCGUGAGGAAGCGGUCACAGAACAAGCCUGUGUAUGUUCACUGUGCCUAUGCUUACAUCUAGAUAUAUUGUUGAUAAACACAUCUACUGCCUUAAGGUGGAUAAGCCGUUGAGUUGUAUUGUAAGUGGUUCUGAUUUUCAUUUCUAGGUUGUGGUUAUUUUAGCAUUUCAACAUGAAGAUAAGCUGCCCUGCAUACGUUGUAGGCUAAAUGGUAAAGAUAUAUGGCAAUCUACAAUAAAUCAUAGUCAUAUAUAGGUCAUCAUAUACCUGUGAUUACGAGGUUUAUGCAUAUACAUGAUGAAUAUUACAAAUAUAAUUGUAAUGUCAUACAUUAUCUCAAGGGCCUGUUUGACCUGGUUUAGUCUUGGGACUUGAAAAAUAAGCUUAAGCACCCAUUCAGUUUGAGUUUGGUUAUAAGUUACAAUGUUUUUUGAGAUUAGCAUUAUGUAUACAACAUUGUGUGUAUUAAGCUUAUAGCUUUAAUAGCAUGUCCUUUUGAAUAAGCCUAGGCCAGUCCAAAUAGUCUUAGACUGUUUGCAGCUGUUCAAUAUUCAAAUUUAAGUUAGCUUUUAUAUCAAGUAUAUUCUGAAUUCUACAAUAUACAAUGGGGAGCAAGUUCUUUCCUUUUCUGGUACACUGAUCUCUUGCAGCUCAUCAUGUAAGUGAUUUGCUAAAUUGU